Danio rerio (zebrafish) is the source of this 2845-nucleotide messenger RNA. The record is from RefSeq and is a predicted model, not a curated record. Lineage: Eukaryota; Metazoa; Chordata; Actinopteri; Cypriniformes; Danionidae.
ACCGCUCACACGUACAGUGUGUUUUCAAAGUCGACUAGCAGAUCUAGGUGAAAUCAUCCAAGUGCUUUGGAAAAUCUGCGAUAAACGUGCUAAAAAGUACUUGCAAGGUGCGUCGGCUUCAUUUUCAAGUCCAGCGGUGGCGCAGCGCGUGUUUACCUCAGGAUGAGUUUGGCAUUCUGGGCGGAGGAGAAGCUUCCAAAAACAUUAUCAAGACGAUGAUGAUGCUGGCGAUGAUGAUCAUAUAGAAAUAUCACGUGUGAAGAAACUGCAUGUUGGUUUAAAUACUCACAGUUAUAGCCUGCAGCUGGAAGGGAGGGGAGAGUAAAACUUCCAAGAGAAGCGUCAGUCUCUCAUUUUCUGGAUCAAGCAGGAGGGACGGAUCAUGGAGGGACCCCCUCAUGACAAGUACAGAGUCAUCUUUAAACAUUACACUCUCGAAAAGCUACACUUUAUGCAGACAUGCACUGUUAUUCCACGAAGUGCGUCCAGCGAACAAUGCUGAGCGAAUGACACUCUCAUGAAAGCUUGGCAACACUCUCUACCUCACCGGGAGAGGAACUGCUGUAGCGUGUCUUGUUCAUCAUCAUCUUCUUCAUCAUCCUCCUCAGCAGCAGCAGCAUCAUCAUCAUCAGCAGCAGCAUCAUCAUCAUCGUCAGCGCGAGCGGCACGCACUUCACUUGCUCCACAUCCUCGGGGCCACGAGAGCGCCAGGGCGCAAAGAUGAACAUCCAAGUCCUGCCCGAGCACAAACUGUCCUCGGUGGCCCCGCUGAAACAGUUUAACGUGGAGAAAAAGGAAGUGGAGCUGAUCCUGGUGAAGGAGCAGAAUGGGGUCCAGUACACGAACUCCUCGGUCGUGGCCUCCCCGAGCUCCCGCGCCUGCACCUCUGCCUCCGGUGAAGAAAUUGAGAGGGAGACCUGGGGCAAGAAAAUGGACUUUCUGCUCUCUGUCAUAGGCUUUGCUGUGGACCUGGCCAAUGUGUGGAGGUUCCCCUACUUGUGUUACAAAAACGGUGGAGGUGCCUUUUUGAUCCCAUAUGUUCUGUUCCUGUUUAUUGCUGGGAUGCCUCUGUUUUACAUGGAACUUGCUCUGGGUCAGUAUAACAGAGAGGGAGCAGCUACUCUUUGGAAAAUCUGUCCUGUAUUUAAAGGUGUUGGCUACACAGUGAUUGUCAUAGCACUCUAUGUUGGCUUUUACUACAAUGUUAUUAUAGCAUGGUCACUGUAUUACUUAUACGCUUCACUGACGAGUGAGCUGCCCUGGCUUCACUGUAACAACCCGUGGAACAGCCCCAACUGCACAGAGCCAAAGGACAUCAAUGGCACCGUCUUGGGUAAUGGAACAUCCUAUGCCAAGUACAAGAACACACCGGCCGCAGAGUUCUACGAGCGUGGAGUGCUGCAUAGUCAUGAGAGUAAAGGCAUUGGAGAUCUGGGUCUUCCUCGCUGGGAGCUCACCAUCUGCCUUGUUGUUGUCGCCUUCAUCCUCUACUUCAGCCUGUGGAAAGGAGUCAAAUCCUCUGGAAAGGUGGUGUAUAUUACAGCUACUAUGCCCUACAUAGUGUUGUUGGUGUUGCUGAUUCGAGGCAUCACUCUCCCUGGUGCAAUGAAUGGAAUCAGGGCAUAUCUUCACAUUGACCUAAAGAAGCUCAAUAACCCUCAAGUAUGGAUUGACGCAGCUACUCAGAUUUUCUUUUCUCUAGGAGCGGGGUUUGGAGUCCUCAUUGCCUUUUCCAGCUACAAUAAAUUUAACAAUAACUGCUACAGGGAUGCUAUCCUGACCAGCACAAUAAACUGCGUAACCAGUUUCUUCUCAGGGUUUGCCAUCUUCUCAGUACUGGGGUAUAUGGCUGAACAGCAUAAAGUCAAUAUAAAGGAUGUGGCCACUGAGGGAGCUGGACUCGUAUUUGUAAUCUACCCAGAAGCCAUCUCAACACUACCAGGAGCUACAUUCUUUGCUAUAGUCUUUUUCAUCAUGCUUCUGACCCUUGGAAUUGACAGCUCUAUGGGCGGUAUGGAGGCAGUACUCACUGGCCUUUCUGAUGACUUCAAAAUCCUAAAGAGAAACAGAAAGUUAUUUACAUUCGCUACAGUUGUGGGGACAUUCCUAAUGGCCCUUCUGUGCGUCACAAAUGGAGGGAUCUACGUGUUGACCUUAUUGGACAAGUACGCUGCAGGGACGUCCAUUCUGUUUGGCGUACUGUUUGAGGCCAUUGGAGUAUCUUGGUUCUAUGGCGUGGACAGAUUUAGUGAAGACAUUGAACGCAUGAUGGGCUUCAAACCAGGGAUCUACUGGAGGCUCUGCUGGAAGUUUGUCAGUCCAGCGUUCUUGCUGUUAGUGGUGAUCGCCAGCAUUGUUACCUCCGGACGACUGACAUAUGAUGAAUAUGUUUUCCCAUACUGGGCAGAUAUGCUGGGCUGGAGCAUAGCAUUGUCUUCUAUGCUGUUUGUACCAUUUUACGCCAUCUACAAAUUCUUUAGUGUGCCAAGCAGUUUUAAAGAGAGGUUAGCGUAUUGUGUUACUCCAGAACAUGAACAUCACUUGGUGGCGGAGGGCAAUGUCAGACAGUUCAAGCUCAAACAUUGGUUAACCAUCUGAUGAAGCAGUCAGGUGGGAAUGACCUCUCUAAUGCUACUUGAAUGCUGGAGAAGAUGUGGUGUGUGUGAAAGAGAAAGGUUUCAGCAAAGGUCUCAUGCCAUGUGAAAGUAUCCCCUGAGAAAAGGACAGAGCGAUGCGAUGGCUUUGUGCGUUUCCCAACCACACACUAUACUGUCCGGUCUGCUCCAUUUGUGUUCAGUGGUUGACUUGACUUUUUUAUAUUGUAAAGCAAAAUAAAUGUUACGCC